Messenger RNA from Polychytrium aggregatum, 957 nucleotides. RefSeq lists its product as uncharacterized. The record is from RefSeq and is a predicted model, not a curated record. The transcript is spliced from 3 exons. Bases 142 to 954 code for a protein of 270 amino acids. Lineage: Eukaryota; Fungi; Chytridiomycota; Chytridiomycetes; Polychytriales.
AUCAACGAACCCCCUGCACCAGCAUCGCAUCUCCCACCAGCGAGUCCGUUUGCAUCGGUGCUCUUCCUCCGUCAGCAAACUGGGAGACUCUGCCCAUUUCCCCACCACUAUUCGCCCCUUCGCCCCGUCCCAACCGACUCCAUGACCGCCAGCAUCGCUCCCGUCCCAAUCGAUCCCACAAACCUCCAGUGGCUCGUCCACCAAGCCCCCUGGCAGCUGAUUGCCCCGAACUGCCUCAACCCGGCCCAGGCUCUGGAUUCCGAGGCAGCAGGCAUGCUCGGGGACAACCUCCUGGCCACCAACCGGUGCAUUCCGAGCUAUGAGUUCAAUGUGACCCUGCCUGGCUUUGUCUACUUUGCCGUGGUUCCCGAGAACAACACCAUCGUGGCCCACAACUGCUACAGCGACCCGACCUGUCGAGCCAACUGCACCGUCGUCGCCCAGUUCUCGACUCUCAACACCGAUCCCUGCACACCCAGCUUCUUCACCGGGGUCUACAGCAGCAAAAACUACACGGAUAUUGACCUAUGGUCGCCACCAUUUUCGACGAAAACCUUCUCCUACUGGACCACCAGCAUCGACGCGGCGCAUUGCUUCGACCCAUAUGCCAUCUCCAGACGCCCGGUCUAUCCAACCUGCACCAAGAUCUUUGAUGGGCUGUACGGUCUCACGACAGCGGACUCGAUGUUUUCGGACCAGAUCAAUCAGCUCGUGUGCGUCGAUGCGGGAUGCCGGAACUGCUCAACUCAAACGUUCGUCAAGCUGACAUACCAGUGUCCGACAGUCACGAUCCAUUCGAGUCCUCCGACACAGCUCCCCAACCGAGUGGAGCUGAAUGUGCCUUAUGAAUCGCUGAGCAAAAGUGCGAGUCCGACGAGUGCCGCCGCUGUUGCCGGAGGAGCCAUAUCGGUCGCUGCCGCUGCAUUGCUCGCGAGUGUCGCAUUGCUGUGUUGAACA